AUGAGGGCGCGUCUCCAUAGCAAGGCGCCCUUUGCCCCGGGUGACGCCACGGCCCGCAUCACGUGGCGAGGGCGCGGGCGAGAUCUUAAAGGGCCCGCGGGGGAGAUGCUGGCGGCCGCGGUGCCGCGGGCCCUGUGCCGUCUGGCCGCCCGGCGCUGCCCCGCGGGGCUUCCGCCGCCACGGACCGCCUGGCGCGGCGGGGCCCGCGGGGAGGAGGGCGGCGGCAGCAGCAGGACGGGGUUCGCGCGGCGGUGGGCCCGGCCGGGCGGGGGUGCCCUGGGCUUCCUGGGAGCCGUCUCCCUCUUCCCCAGGGACGCCGAGGAGGACGGCGAGGACGCCAUUAUCCUCCUGCUGAAGAGAGCCAAGCUCAGCGUCAUGAAGGGUGAGCUGGCGGAGGCCGAGCGGGUUCUGCACGAAGCCCUGGGGCUGGCGCACCAGUCGGACAACAGGAAAGCCAUCAUCUACACCUACAGCAUGAUGGCAAACGUGGCCUUCAUGCGGGGACAGCUGGACAAUGCAGAAAAGCUCUACAAAGCAAGUAUGAGCUAUUUGCUUGCAGGGGACACAAAGGAGGAUGACAAUGCAAUCCUUGAGAUGUCCCUCAAGCUGGCCAGUAUCUAUGCUGCUCAGAAACAGCACAAGUUAGCCCUGGCUGGCUACGAGUUCUGCAUCCUGACCUUAGAGGAGAAGAUUGCCAAGCAAAAGGACUUGCCUGAGGAUGUCUUACCAGCUGAAGAAAAGGCCAACACCCGUCUCUUGCUUGGGAUGAGCCUAGACUCCUAUGCUCGCUAUCUCCUAAACAUUAACCAGCUCCCAGUGGCCCAAAAAAUGUAUGAGAAGGCUCUGCAGAUAUCGAAUGAUGUUCAGGGAGAGACUCAUCCACAGACUGUGGUCCUGAUGAAUGACUUGGCAACUGUACUGGAUGCUCAGGGGCAUUAUGAUGAGGCCUACUCCUAUGUGAAGAGGGCAGCUGAGCUGGCAAAGGAGACUCAGCACCCUGAGGAGCACAUGGUGCUGAAUAACCUGGCAGCAAUUCUGAUGCACAAAGAAGACUUUCUACAAGCAAAACAGGUAUACAAAGAAGCUCUCAAGCAGGCACAACAGAAGGGAGAUGCUGCUUCUGUCCAGCAUAUCCAAGAAGAACUAGCUGAGCUGGCCAAGAGGAGAAAGGGCUCCAAAUAAGUUUAGCCACUGAGUCCAACCUAGAGGUGGCUGACAGCAGCAAGGGUUGGUCACUACAAGCACCCUGGGACCAGUUUGGUGCAAUUUUCCAGGGGAAUAGCAAUGAGGAGUUUAAGGACUGCUUACCAAGACGGGCUGCCUAACAACUUAGCCCAAAAUAAAGUGUGAAAUCUUAACUAUGUAAA
Grus americana (Whooping crane) is the source of this 1367-nucleotide messenger RNA. RefSeq names its product tetratricopeptide repeat domain 19 (gene TTC19). Gene Ontology annotation, molecular function: protein binding. Lineage: Eukaryota; Metazoa; Chordata; Aves; Gruiformes; Gruidae. Gene Ontology annotation, biological process: mitochondrial respiratory chain complex III assembly. The record is from RefSeq and is a predicted model, not a curated record. Gene Ontology annotation, cellular component: mitochondrial inner membrane.